This is a messenger RNA of Malania oleifera, 2377 nucleotides long. RefSeq names its product putative 3,4-dihydroxy-2-butanone kinase. Gene Ontology annotation, molecular function: glycerone kinase activity; ATP binding. Gene Ontology annotation, biological process: glycerol catabolic process. Bases 269 to 2053 code for a protein of 594 amino acids. NCBI's taxonomy places the organism in Eukaryota, Viridiplantae, Streptophyta, Magnoliopsida, Santalales, Ximeniaceae. Gene Ontology annotation, cellular component: cytosol. The transcript is spliced from 21 exons. The record is from RefSeq and is a predicted model, not a curated record.
GUCAUCACCUCCCAAGCCGUAGUGUACAGAAGGUGGGGUAGGAACUUCCUUAAGCGUAGAGUUCCGGCAUUUGUAGCACUGUCGCCGCGAGUCUUCCUAACCAAGAACUCCGUUGGACUCGGCGAGAGAGCGUCAGGUGACUGCACGCAAAGGGACAUUCCACCGAAACAACUACUCUGUACUCUUCUCCUCCUGUGCGUGUUCGUCCAAACCCAAAGCUAGGGUUAAUUCUCGCUCAGUUCGAAUAAAAAUCUCGAAGAUCUUCGCCAUGGCUUUCCAGGGGAAGAAACUCAUCAACGAUCCAAAUGAUGUGGUAACUGAGUUCAUUGAAGGUCUUGUUGAAUCUUAUCCUGGAUUGACAUAUUUGGAUGGUUUUCCAGAGGUUAAGGUUGUUUUAUGCACUGGUGUGUCAAGCGCAACAUAUGACAAAGUUGCCAUUAUAUCAGGAGGUGGAAGUGGGCAUGAGCCUGCGCAUGCUGGAUUUGUUGGGGAAGGGAUGCUGACUGCAGCAAUUUGUGGUGACGUUUUUGCCUCCCCACCAGUUGAUUCAAUUCUAGCUGGCAUUCGAGCUGUAACAGGUCCUAAGGGAUGUCUUCUUAUUGUUAAGAAUUAUACUGGUGAUCGAUUAAAUUUUGGUUUGGCUGCUGAGCAAGCAAAAUCUGAAGGCUACAAAAUUGAGGUUGUUGUUGUUGGGGAUGAUUGUGCUCUACCACCGCCUCGUGGCAUUGCUGGACGAAGGGGUUUGGCUGGGACAGUUCUUGUUCAUAAGAUUGCUGGAGCUGCAGCUGCUGCUGGCCUUUCUCUUGCUGAUGUUACUGCAGAAGCACAAUGUGCAUCCGAGCUGGUUGGGACAAUGGGAGUUGCAUUGUCUGUUUGCACGCUACCGGGUCAAGUCACUUCAGAUCGAUUGGGCCCAGGAAAGAUGGAACUUGGUCUUGGAAUUCAUGGAGAACCUGGUGCUUCUGUUGCUGACAUGCAGCCUGUGGAUGUGGUGGUUUCUCACAUUCUUAAACAGAUUUUGUCUCCGGAGAGUAACUAUGUUCCAAUUAGACGCGGUAAUAGAGUGGUGCUCUUGAUUAAUGGGUUAGGUGCCACGCCUGUAAUGGAGCUGAUGAUUGCAUCAGGAAAAGCAGUCCCUAGAUUGCAGUUGGAGCACGGACUGGCAGUUGAGAGAGUGUAUACUGGCUCAUUUAUGACUUCUCUCGAUAUGGCAGGAUUUUCAAUAUCUAUCAUGAAAGCAGAUCCAGUGAUUUUGCAACGACUGGAUGCUCCAACAAAGGCUCCUUAUUGGCCUAUUGGCGCUACAGGUAAUCACGCACAUGCCAAGAUUCCUAUUCCAAUGCCACCAUCUCGUUCAACGGAUCAUGAUGAGUCAUUGAGUCAGCCGCAACAGCUGAAUCAGCAAGGCCAUGUUCUUGAAGUGGCUAUUGAAGCUGCAGCAAAUGCAGUUAUCAAUCUUAGGGACAGUUUAAAUGAUUGGGAUAGCAAAGUAGGUGAUGGUGACUGUGGGUCAACAAUGUAUAGAGGUGCGAAAGCAAUUUUGGAGGACAUGCAGAAGUAUUAUCCUCUGAAUGAUGCGGCAGAAACAGUUAAUGAGGUUGGAUCUUCUAUAAGGCGAGUUAUGGGAGGGACAAGUGGGAUCAUGUACGAUAUACUGUGUAAGGCUGCAUAUGCGCAGUUGAAAUCGAACACUCAAUCAGUUGUUACUGCAAAACACUGGGCUGCUGCACUUGAAGCUUCCAUUGUUGCAGUUAGUAAAUAUGGAGGGGCUAGUGCUGGUUACCGCACGUUGUUAGAUGCCCUUAUUCCAGCUUCUGAAGUUCUUAUAGAGAGAUUAGAGGCUGGGGAUGAUCCUUGCAGUGCUUUUGUUCUCUCAUCUGAUGCAGCAUUGGCUGGAGCAGAACGCACAAAACACAUGAAGGCACAGGCUGGCCGUUCAACCUAUGUCUCUGAAGAGAUCCUUGCAUCAGUUCCAGAUCCAGGUGCUAUGGCUUUGGCAACAUGGUACAGAGCAGCAGCCUUAGCUGUGAAUAGCAAAUACCAGGCUUCAUAAUUCAUGCACAGGUAGCAGACCAUGGUGCUUUGAGGUUGCGUAUAAGAACAACCAUUUGGGGGCCAGAUACCUUUGUUUUGGGCGUCCUGGCCAGCGUGGGCACCUUUACAUCUACAUUCUCCAUACCAAUACAAUAAUUGUAAUGAUACACUUGCAAUUUAUUAUCUUAUUUUAUUGUAACUUAAUAUAAGAUCUUCGUACAAUACACUCAUUGUGUUUUAGACACUUAAUAGUAUGACAAAAGACAAAAGAAUGUGAUAAUAGAAUGUUGUAAGAGAAUAUAAUUUUGAUAUAAGUGGCACCACUUGGCCUUUUUUGUUUGUA